Ascochyta rabiei is the source of this 1221-nucleotide messenger RNA. RefSeq lists its product as uncharacterized. The transcript is spliced from 2 exons. The coding region runs from base 1 to 1221 and encodes 406 amino acids. The record is from RefSeq and is a predicted model, not a curated record. Lineage: Eukaryota; Fungi; Ascomycota; Dothideomycetes; Pleosporales; Didymellaceae.
AUGGCGUCGCUGAAGCCGAUCCACAAGCCUCUGAACGCAUACAGGAUGACUGCGACACUCAAGAACUUCGCCUACAAGCUAUCCUCGACGUUGUCGUCUUCUCAGGUGCCGACAUUGAAGAAAGAUGGCGAGUUCUCAAAAGCUCGAAAGACGGAGGAUCUAUUCCCCACCACCGACCCCGCGAUAGACGGCGACGACUGUCUGCAGGACUGCGCAACUUGCACGAUCAAGUACCCGCGCAAAUUCGACAUCGAUGAGACAGAAGAGCUGUACGGGCAUGUGAAAGGAUGGCAGACGCAUUUGAUCGUUGCGACCGGGAAGACGGAUUGGGUGCGAGAUGUUGCGGAUGAGAAGGGAAGCAUCAUGGAGGCGGUCGACAGAGGGGAUGUGAAGCCUAGCAACGGGAAACUCAUGCUGUCCGCAUCUGACAUGCCUAUUCCUGAUCACUCAGACACCAGCUCGAUGGUUUUGCUGCUGCCAUCAUGGCAGUUUAUCGAGAACGUCACACCCGCGAAUGUCCCCGACCUUAUCACUGGCUACGUAAAUCGAAGUUCAACGAAUGACUCGCCUCUACACCACAAACCUAUUACAUCGUCACAGUCAUCGUCGGCGCCGCCAGCGGGGUCGUCAACAGAUUCGGCUUCAAUAGCUGCAGGCGACGCAAUACCACCUGCGAUAUCGACGAAUUUGAAUCUGAAAGCGCGGCCGUGUCCACACAAAUACCUCAUCCUUCUGUGUAGUCAAAAAACUCGUGAUGCACGCUGCGGUCAGUCGGCACCGCUUCUGCGUCGCGAAUUCGAGCGACAUCUACGGCCGUUGGGGCUCUACCGCGAUCUGCACGAUGAGCGACCUGGUGGGGUAGGGAUAUACUUCAUCAGCCAUGUUGGUGGCCACAAAUUCUCAGCGAACGUCAUGGUGUACCGACACUCAUCGACUGUAGAGCACCCGAACGAGGCCAACGGCCACGCCAAUGGGGUUCAGGAGGCGCUGGAAGAGCUGAAGAUCGAGUCAGACAAGGACCACGAAGUUGUUCUAGAUGCGGACAAAGAGCAACAGGCCGAGAGCGAUGGCGAGGCUGCUCAAUGUAUAUGGCUAGCACGCGUUCGACCGGAGGACUGUGAGAACAUUAUCAGAUAUACCUUACUUCAAGGUAAGGUUGUCAAGCCUGAACGGCAGUUGAGAGGAGGGUUCGAUCGAUCCAAACAGCUAGCGAGUUGGUGA